AUGUCGACCACGACCGUCACCGAGACGGCGGCAUCAACGUCCCGCCGCGGCAAAGACAACCUGCCACCAGAGAACGAGCGGUUCUUACGAUGCUGCGCCGACAUUGCACACGCCCUGAUCGAAGACUUUGAAGAGUCAUCGCGCACCCCCCGGCGCGCGCCUCGUGACAUCAACCUCAAUAGCCUACGCUCCAAGUAUGCGCGCAAGCACCGCGUCAACGGCGUGCCGCCGCUCACGGCCAUCAUCGCAGCCGUCCCCGAACACUACAAGAAAUACAUUCUGCCCAAGCUCGUGGCCAAGCCGAUCCGCACAUCGUCAGGAAUCGCUGUCGUGGCCGUCAUGUGCAAACCGCACCGCUGUCCACAUAUUGCGUACACGGGCAACAUUUGCGUGUACUGCCCCGGCGGACCGGACUCGGACUUUGAGUACAGCACCCAGUCGUACACGGGCUACGAGCCGACGUCGAUGCGGGCGAUCCGCGCACGUUACGAUCCGUUUGAGCAGGCUCGCGGGCGUGUCGACCAGCUGAAAGCGCUGGGCCACUCGGUGGACAAGGUCGAGUACAUUAUCAUGGGCGGCACGUUCAUGUCGCUGGCCGAGUCGUACCGGGAGACGUUUAUCGCGCAGCUGCACAAUGCGCUCAGUGGCUAUCAGACGACCAACGUGGACGAGGCGGUGGUGGCGGGCGAGAUGAGCAACACCAAAUGUGUGGGCAUCACCAUUGAGACGCGGCCUGACUACUGCCUGCAGCCGCACCUCUCGAGCAUGCUGCGCUACGGAUGCACGCGACUCGAAAUCGGCGUGCAGUCGCUCUACGAGGACGUGGCGCGCGACACCAACCGCGGCCAUACGGUGGCGGCCGUGGCCGAGACGUUUUGCCUGGCCAAGGACGCCGGCUACAAGGUGGUCAGUCAUAUGAUGCCAGACCUGCCCAACGUGGGCAUGGAGCGCGACCUGGACCAGUUCCGCGAGUACUUUGAGAACCCGGCAUUCCGGACCGACGGCCUCAAGAUCUACCCGACGCUGGUAAUCCGCGGCACGGGUCUCUAUGAGUUGUGGCGGACAGGACGGUAUCAAAAUUACACGCCCAACGGACUGAUCGACCUAGUGGCGCGCAUCCUAGCGCUGGUGCCGCCAUGGACACGCAUCUACCGCGUGCAGCGCGAUAUCCCAAUGCCCCUGGUAACGUCGGGCGUGGAGAACGGCAACCUGCGCGAGCUUGCGCUGGCGCGCAUGAAGGACUUUGGCACGACAUGCCGCGACGUGCGCACGCGCGAGGUGGGCAUCAACGAGGUAAAACACAAGGUGCGGCCGAACCAAGUCGAGCUGGUGCGCCGCGACUAUACGGCCAACGGCGGCUGGGAGACAUUUUUGGCGUACGAGGACCCAAAGCAGGACAUUCUGGUAGGCCUGUUGCGGCUGCGGAAGUGCUCGGCCAAGUAUACGUUCCGCGAGGAGCUGAUUGAGCAGCCGACGAGCCUUGUGCGCGAGCUGCAUGUAUACGGGACGGCAGUGCCGGUGCACGCGCGCGAUCCCAAAAAGUUCCAGCACCAGGGCUUCGGCACGCUGUUGAUGGAGGAGGCGGAGCGCAUAGCGCGCGACGAACAUGGCAGCGACAAGAUCAGUGUGAUCUCAGGCGUCGGUGUACGAAGCUACUACGCGAAGCUUGGCUACUGGCUGGACGGACCUUACAUGAGCAAGUGGCUUGACGGGCGCCCGGGUCCGGUCGAGGGAUCUUGA
This is a messenger RNA of Sporothrix brasiliensis 5110, 1740 nucleotides long. RefSeq names its product elongator complex protein 3. Gene Ontology annotation, molecular function: iron-sulfur cluster binding; acyltransferase activity, transferring groups other than amino-acyl groups. NCBI's taxonomy places the organism in Eukaryota, Fungi, Ascomycota, Sordariomycetes, Ophiostomatales, Ophiostomataceae. The transcript has a single exon. Bases 1 to 1740 code for a protein of 579 amino acids. The record is from RefSeq and is a predicted model, not a curated record. Gene Ontology annotation, cellular component: nucleus; elongator holoenzyme complex; cytoplasm. Gene Ontology annotation, biological process: tRNA wobble base 5-methoxycarbonylmethyl-2-thiouridinylation.